AUGGCUGAAACAGAAGAUGAGGAGACGCAGGUGAUGACAAGUAAAAAGGCUGAUAUCAUAUUUCGCCGUCCAAGAUCAAACCGGAUUAAAGAGUCUAAAAAAAUGGAAGGAUCAAAGUCAAGUAAGAAUGCUGAGGAUAUUGAAACUAUGACAUUAGCAGAAAUCCAAAUGCUAACAAAGAAGAAAAAGAAGUUGAAGUUGAAGGAAACAGAGAAGAAGUCAAAUGCUUCUAGACCCAAAAGGCCAAAAAUUGGAAAUCCUGAAAUAAAGAGGAAUGGUAAGUUUUCAAAUGAUAACGAUUUGAAUAUAAUAGCUGUAGAGGAUUCGGACUUUUAUGAUUUCGAUAGAGAUAGAGAAGAAAGAAGCUUUAAGAAAGGACAGGUAUGGGCUCUUUAUGAUGACGACGACGGAAUGCCAAGACUGUAUGGUUUGAUUGCCGAAAUUGCUUCUGUAAAGCCAUUUGAAGUGAAGAUCAAUUGGUUAGACCUUCAUACUUAUAAUAAUAAUAAUGGGGAUGAGUCAUUGAUAUCAUGGGAGAAGACGAUGGGAGUUCAUAUUUCUUGUGGGAGGUUUAAACUUGGCAAGAGUGACUCUCUUUAUUCAUUGAACAUAUUUUCUCAUAUAGUCAAUGCUGAAAGGGCUGCAAGAGAAGUGUAUUGGAUAUACCCAGAGAAGGGUUCUAUUUGGGCUUUGUAUAAUAGCAAAGACAGUGUAGGAAAUGGUAAUAAACGAUGCUAUGAGAUCAUUGUGUUUUUAACUAGUUACAGUGAGAUAUAUGGAUUAAGCUUUGGUUACCUAGAGAAGGUUGAUGGAUUCAAAACCCUGUUUAAGAGGAAGGAGAUUGGUUGUAAUGCAAUCAAAUGGGUUGAGAAAGGCGACUUUCAGUUGUUUUCACAUGAAAUCCCUGCGAGAAAGCUGGCUGAGAGUGACAGCAAGGUCCCAAAAGACUGUUGGGAACUUGAUCCAGCCUCUCUUCCUCCAGAGUUCCUUUCACUCUCCUCUUACUACAAACGGAAAAAAGUGAAUCAAGACAGUCCAAUGAUCGCGGCGUGGAGUUGUGCUCAGGAUCAGGACGAAGAGAUUGAAUCAAUGAUAAUCGAAGAAUGCGAUAGGGGAUACUUGGCUAUGGUUCGAUCAUGA
Impatiens glandulifera is the source of this 1140-nucleotide messenger RNA. RefSeq lists its product as uncharacterized. The coding region runs from base 1 to 1140 and encodes 379 amino acids. The transcript is spliced from 2 exons. Lineage: Eukaryota; Viridiplantae; Streptophyta; Magnoliopsida; Ericales; Balsaminaceae. The record is from RefSeq and is a predicted model, not a curated record.